This is a messenger RNA of Hibiscus syriacus, 480 nucleotides long. RefSeq names its product protein SKIP34-like. The record is from RefSeq and is a predicted model, not a curated record. Lineage: Eukaryota; Viridiplantae; Streptophyta; Magnoliopsida; Malvales; Malvaceae. Bases 53 to 325 code for a protein of 90 amino acids. The transcript has a single exon.
ACAUUAAAAAAAUCCAUUUUUUCUUAUUGUUUUUUUUUUCACUUAAGAGAAAAUGUGUUACGGUCAGCAACGACGAUCUCUCUCACCGAACCGCCCUUCCCGCUAUAACAAUGCAUUGGUGGUGGAUACGCUACGUGUCCGGCUAGCCGAGACGGAGGCUCGGCUCGAGCGAGCCAGGGCUCGAGAGGCCGCACUCACUCGCCAGCUCGAAGAAAUGAAGCGUUUCGUUUCCGUCAUGGAGAUCAUCGAGUCUUACCUCAAACAACGGUUUCGCGAGCAACAAGAAUACGUGGCGCGCUUCUUCUCUUCGCUUCCUGCUAAAUAAAGAAGAGCUUUCCCUCGCCGACUUUUAACAAAAUUUCUUUUUGAUAAUGUUUCCUUUUACAAUAUUUUGUUGUUUUUGCGUAUGUGUUCUCGUAUUUGAUAGAAGGAAUUACAUUCAACUGAUUUGAAAAUGCGAAAGGCUCUGUUUCUUGCUCU